GGACCAAGGAGACGACGACAACAACGAAGACGUCAAUGGGUUUUUAAGUAGUGCGGCUGGCGCUAAAGCGAGGAAGAGGGUAAGUAGCCACGCGUGACAGCCAUUCAUCCAUCGAUCGAUCGAUCUCUCGCUCACUCCCGUCUUGCCCCCGCCCUACUUCUGUCGACCUCGUCUUCGCAGAAGAACAAACGCAAACGCACCACAGCCCAGUCUGGACGAGUACAACCAGUGGACUGGGAUGCCGAGUAUGACCCACGCGUGCCAAAUGACUAUUCCGCUUGGAGGGAGGUGGUGCGUUCCCGUCGGCGGGCGAUCAAGGAUCGUGAGAGGGAGACUCGAGCUAUGAGGGAGUGGGAGGAAAGAAGACGGGAUGCUGAGCACGGCUGGCAGGGGGAAGGAGCGGCGCGAUCUCCCCAUGGGUACGGAUAUGGGCGUGGAUCGGCAACGGGGAUGGCGCCGCGCCGCUGCGAGGAUGACGAACAGGAGCAAGAGGAGGAGAAGCUCUACAUCUCCACCUCCGUCUCGCCCCCUGCAAGUCAUCAACCACCACCACCAGCAGUAGCACCACCGCCGCCAGAUGGAGAGCCGCCGAGCGACCCACCUGGGCCCCCGCCUGGCCCUCCCCCUCCUCUACCUCCUCCUGCUGCUGCGCCAACGAGCGCCAGUCUGUCCGGCGAAGAGGCAUACCAGCGUAGGCUGGCAAUGAGCAUGAGCGCCGCUCCCCAACCCGCCGCAUCAACAUUAAUAUCCACACCAGGCCAGCCAAGCGGUUCCGCCCCUGUCCCUCCACUAACAGCAACUGCAACUGCAACUGCAACACCCUCAUCAGCUCGAUCAGCCGCAGAGGCCAUAGCUGCUCGUCUGGCGGCGGCUGCCCCUCCUGCUCCUCCUCCUGCUCCUGCCCCUUCAACCUCUACAACAGGCCACGCCGCAACCUCACAGCAAGAAUCAGAUCCCACAACCUUUGCGAAUCGCAUGAUGUCCCAGUGGGGCCACGAAGCGGGCAAAGGCCUUGGUGCCGAUGAGGCGCGGUUGGGACGAAGUGAAGCCUUGGUGAUGGAAAAGGUUCCCCACAAAAAGAAGGCGGGGUGGGGACCCGCACAUUUACGAGGAGGGGAAGGCACAGCCGCAGGUGCUGGCGCAGGGCCAUCCAAGGGCAAAUGGACCUCCAGGGACCCUCAAGCCCAAGUAGAUUUCCACCACUUCGGUCCCCCAUCUCGCGUCGUGCUGUUAGAGGGGAUCAUCAACUCGUACGAGGACGUUCACCUCAAUCCCGAUCUCGAGGAGGAAAUCCGCCAAGAAGCUGUUCCCCUCGGUGUGGUGGAGGAGGUACGUCUCUCCCCUCCCACUCGGGUGUUUGUCGUCUUUACUGGGAUGGCGGGGGCGUGGGGUUGCGUGAGGGGAUUGGAUGGACGUUUCUUUGCUGGGAGAAAGGUGAGGGCUAGAUAUUACGGGGAGGAGUGGUGGGACAGGGUGGAUCUUUGGAGACAUUGAAAAGAGAUGCGGAUACGAUGCGAUGCGAUGCGCGGCAGGGGUGGAGACGGGCUCGAUUGUUUGGAAGAGUGUGCUGGUAUUGGUGGGGCCAUGGGGCCGGAAAUGAAAUGCGAUGCAUGGAUACAUACUCUCGAGAUGUCCUUCUUGUCGUCUGGUCCCUCCCAUCAAUCAAGCCUGCACAUUCCCCGUCGUCGUCGUCGUCGUCGUCGUACCCGUCGUACCCUGUCCACUCGCCGGCGUACCAUCCACAUCCACCUGGGCGGCCCCCACGGGCACCUGCAUGGCCUCGGUCCUACCAGGCUGUUGUGCCUCAUAAGCGGGCGGGCCCUCCUCUUCUCCACGAGCAGCAGCCGCUUUUCGGGCCGCCUCUUCCUGACGCUUCUUGCGGCCUGGCUGCUCGUCUUCGGGCAGGGCGCCCUUAUCGUCGCAGCAGUGGCAGCGGCAGCAUUU
Messenger RNA from Jaminaea rosea, 1944 nucleotides. RefSeq lists its product as hypothetical. Gene Ontology annotation, biological process: mRNA cis splicing, via spliceosome. Gene Ontology annotation, molecular function: nucleic acid binding. Gene Ontology annotation, cellular component: precatalytic spliceosome. The transcript has a single exon. The coding region runs from base 343 to 1494 and encodes 383 amino acids. The record is from RefSeq and is a predicted model, not a curated record. Lineage: Eukaryota; Fungi; Basidiomycota; Exobasidiomycetes; Microstromatales.